Molecule: messenger RNA, 697 nt
Organism: Drosophila rhopaloa
Lineage: Eukaryota; Metazoa; Arthropoda; Insecta; Diptera; Drosophilidae
Gene: ND-PDSW
Product: NADH dehydrogenase [ubiquinone] 1 beta subcomplex subunit 10
Exons: 4
Coding region: 117-596 (159 amino acids)
Source: RefSeq, a predicted model, not a curated record
CAGCUGACUUUAACUACACAUCAGAUUUUACGUUUUUCUACACUGCGGUCCUACUUCCGAAUUUUGCUCUAAGUUUUUUAACUUCCGCCUAUUCUAGGGGAGACGAAAGCCAGAAAAUGCCGGAGCCGCGCAGUCCAAUGGCCAGUUUCGCCGAUUCGGUGCUCAGUGUCAUCGAUGGACCCAUAACUUGGUUCCGUGAGAGCAUUGUGGAGCCCAACCAGGAGAAGCAGAACUGGUACCACCAGCGCUUCCGUCGCGUCCCGACCAUCGAUCAGUGCUACACGGACGAUGCCGUCUGCCGUUUCGAGGCCGAUCAGCAGUUCCGCCGGGAUCGCAUGGUGGACAACGAGAUCGUGAACAUUCUGCGCCAGCGCUUCGAGGAUUGCACCCUCUACGAGGCACCCGACCACAUCGUCAAGUGCAAGCCGCUGCUGGACCAAUACGAGAAGGCCACCGAGAACUGGUUCAUUAAGUAUGGCGACUUGGGUGGCUAUGCCAAUGCCAAGACCGCAUACAUGAAGCAGAAGCACCGUCUGAUUUGGGAGCGUCGCCAUGGACCCGUGGGCAGUGGCAUGAAGGAGGAGGCCGCCCAUUAAACUCCGCCCUUUUGUGCCCCCCGAGCCGAUCUGAGCUGAUGUUUUCUAGUUUCAUUAUCCGUUAUAACUAAAUAUACGCACCCUGAAAUGGUAAACCCCUA